Molecule: messenger RNA, 4525 nt
Organism: Ahaetulla prasina
Lineage: Eukaryota; Metazoa; Chordata; Lepidosauria; Squamata; Colubridae
Gene: OPHN1
Product: oligophrenin 1
Exons: 24
Coding region: 148-2556 (802 amino acids)
Biological process (GO): signal transduction
Cellular component (GO): cytoplasm
Molecular function (GO): GTPase activator activity; protein binding
Source: RefSeq, a predicted model, not a curated record
GGGGGAGGGAGCGGAGCCCGCGCCCGCCGCCUUCACUCAGAGGCGAUGCGGAGCCGCCCAAGCGCCGCCCGCCUUGCCAGGAGGCCCCUCCGCCGCGGGAUGCGAGCGCGCCGCCGGGGCUGAGGCUGCGGAGGGCGGAGGGCGGCCAUGGGGCUCCCGGCGCUGGAGUUCAGCGACUGCUACCUGGACAGCCCGGCCUUCCGCGAGCGGCUGCGGUGCUCCGAGCAGGAGCUGGAGCGCACCAACAAGUUCCUGAAGGACGUGGUCAAGGACGGCAACGCGCUCAUCGGGGCCAUCAAAAAUUAUUCCUUGGCUGUCCAGAAAUUCUCCUUGACACUCCAAUCCUUCCAGUUUGACUUCAUUGGGGACACUCUGACGGAUGAUGAAAUCAACAUUGCUGAAUCCUUUAAGGAAUUUGCUGAGCUGCUCCAAGAGGUGGAACUUGAGCGGUCCAUGAUGGUGCAAAAUGCCAGUAAUUUGUUGAUCAAACCUCUUGAAAAAUUCCGUAAGGAGCAAAUUGGAUUCACCAAAGAAAGGAAGAAGAAGUUUGAAAAGGAUGGGGAGAAAUUUUACUCCAUGCUGGACCGCCACCUGCAUUUAUCUUCCAAGAAAAAGGAGUCUCAACUUCAAGAGGCUGAUUUGCUGGUUGAUAAAGAGCGACACGUUUUUUUUGAAUCUUCCCUGGAAUAUGUUUAUCAAAUCCAAGAAGUGCAGGAGAGCAAGAAAUUCAGUAUUGUGGAGCCUGUGUUGGCUUUUCUUCAUAGCCUCUUCACUUACAACAACCUGACUGUGGAGCUCACACAAGAUUUCCUUCCAUACAAGCAACAGCUUCAGCUCAGUUUGCAAAAUACAAGGAAUCAUUUCAGCAGUACGCGUGAAGAGCUGGAAGACCUCAAGAAAAGAAUGAAAGAAGCCCCACUGACCUGCAAAUUACCUGGCAAACCAGCCAUUGAGGGAUACCUCUAUUCACAAGAAAAAUGGGCACUGGGAAUCUCCUGGGUCAAAUACUACUGCCAGUAUGAGAAGGAAACAAAGAUGUUAAGAAUGACGCCCAUGGAGCAGAAACCAGGAGCAAAACAAGGCCCCACUGUACAUUUGAUUCUGAAAUCCUGCGUGCGAAGGAAGACGGACUCCAUAGACAAAAGGUUUUGUUUUGACAUUGAGACAGUUGAAAGGUCUGGUGCCAUCACCUUACAAGCUCCCUCAGAAGCCAACCGACGGCUCUGGAUGGAGGCCAUGGAUGGGAAGGAGCCGAUCUACCACAGUCCCAUCACCAAGCAGGAAGAAAUGGAACUGAACGAGAUCGGCUUCAGAUUUGUCCGGAAAUGCAUCAAUGCAGUAGAGACAAACGGAAUCGCCACGGAAGGGAUCUAUCGCACCGUUGGGAGCAACAUCCAAGUCCAGAAGCUCUUGAAUGCCUUCUUUGAUCCUAAGUGCCCCGGGGAUGUGGAUUUCCAGAGCAAUGACUGGGACAUCAAGACUAUUACUAGCUCCUUGAAGUUCUACUUGAGGAACCUCUCUGAACCUGUCAUGACAUACAAGCUUCACAAAGAAUUGGUCUUGGCUGCCAAGUCUGAGAACCUGGAUUACAGGCUGGGAGCCAUUCAUGCCCUGGUUUAUAAACUUCCUGACAAGAACCGAGAGAUGUCCGAGCUGCUCAUCAGGCACCUGGUCCAUGUGUGUGAACACAGCAGGGAGAAUCUCAUGUCCCCCUCCAACAUGGGGGUGAUCUUUGGCCCCACCCUCAUGCGUGCACAAGAGGACACGGUUGCGGCAAUGAUGAAUAUUAAGUUCCAGAACAUCGUGGUGGAGAUUCUCAUCGAGCACUUUAACAAGAUCUAUUCUGGGCCGCCUGAAGACAAUGCUGCACCCCCUGUUCCACCUCCCCGGGUAGCCACUCGAAGGCAUAAGCCCAUCACCAUUUCCAAGCGCCCCCUAAGAGAGAGACCCCUCUUCUUUGGAGGGUCUGUGGAAGAAAGCGAAGAAGAGGACAGCUGUGGCCUGACCCCAAAUGGUAUAAUUGCUGCCAUUGGCCCUGAUAUUCCAAAGCCGUUCCAGCGUAGCCGACCGCAGAGGCCGGGAGAACUGGAUCCAGGAAGGCCCAGCCCAGAGAACCGUGGAACUGGGGAACCCUGUGCAGAGGUGGAUGUAGGAAAGCUGGUGUCCAGGCUCCAAGAAGGAGGAGCAAAACUCUCCAGUAAAUCUGCCAACAGCAUCGGGCCAACUCCCAAUUCCCUGAAGGCUUCCAACCUACACCCCAAGAAGCCUGCUCCAAGGCCUGGGGCUGGCUGCAAAGAAGGCGAAUAUGAGAGCUUUACUAAAGCACGGCUUCCUGGGGAGAAACCAGUCAUCACGCGACCUCCAAUGCGACCGCCAGAUCCUCCCUGCAAGGCUCCUGUGCCACAGAAGGUGGAAGCCAAGGCAGACCUUGGGGGAACAGCAGCAGAAGCCCCCUCCUCAGUGGUGGCGUCCAGGGCAAAGUUCUUCGAGACGGCUUCCUUCAGGAGAGGAAGUUCUUCCUGUCCCCAGGGCAGAUCCCCAAAUGAGGAGGGAUGAAAGGCCCCAGACUUCUGCAUGGCUGAGCCUGGAUCACGGAUUUGCAACACAUGGUGUGUGCUCUGUAAAUCAGCUAUUUCCAACCCCGUCUUUGAGCAUGUUGUUGUGAACCUCUUGCAUUGUGAUAAGAGAAGCAGAGACAUUCUUGGGGGGGACAAUAGUUCCACCUGCUACUGUAAGUGUUGAAAAAGACAGAGCAACAAUCGGGCCUUUUGCUGCUCCUCCUCCUCUCUCACUCCAAGCUCCUCCUCCUCCUCCUCGUCUCCAGAAAGUGCUGCUUUCCCCUUUAAGUGUUCAGAAGCAUCGGGAGGUGAGGCCCAUCCACCACCUCUGGCCUCUUAUGGGGUCCUGCUCGAAGAGCUGCUUCCUGGAUCUAGGAACUGGGCUGCAAGCGGCUUCUCUGCCUCAGGAGGUUUCUGACUGGGUGGCUCCAAAUGUGUCACAUUGUGUUAUUUUAUUUUAUUUUCCUUUUCAAAGACAGAUUUUGUGUCAGUGCUGUGUGGAGGGCAGGAGUGGGGUUAACUGUUAACUCAUAAGAGGCUGAAAACAUUCCCAGUAAGGCCUCCACACCUCUUACUGGUUGUGCUUGCACAGCCGGCAGAUGUUCCAGAGAGUGAAUGACAGGAGGAAGAUUUUUGAAGCCAGAUGCUCCACCCCAAAAGGAAUGGUGCUGAAACUGGAGCAGAAACCAACUGCGCCCCUCUGCGAGGCUAGUUUCCCCAAAGUCCAAAGCAGCUUCAAGACAUUCCAGGUAGUUUUAUCUUUUGUUAGACGACAUUCCGCUCUUCCACCUUGACUUAUUUUCUCCCCAAAGGGCCCUUCCUGCUUGCGGUAGAGUGAGAUGAGAGCCUGCAUUUAGAUCUGCUUUUAUUCGACCUGCAGCCAAAGGAAGAAAGAGAUGCUUUGGUUGUAGUUGUCUGCUUGCCUGCCUGCACUUGUGUGCAUGUCUCUCUGCCUCAGGCGUCUGACAGCUUCUGGCAUCUCAGCUGGGAUGCUCUUUCGCCAAGCUCCACUUUGGAUCCCUGCAGACUCUCUGGACAGCCCCCUCCUCAGGAUUCCCCAUUCCACAGAGGUUUCAGUUCACCUUGUAAAUGUCUCCAAGGACCAAGAUAGAAAGCAUCCAUCUAGCACAUUUUAGCCAUGCUUUGCAGAUACAAGAAAUAAAUGAACUUUUGAGAGUGGCUCUGGAUUGCUAGAUUGCUAAUUAUUUCCACAGAAAUCGUCAGAAAAUGCCAUAUUGAUAUUUAACAUGCCUUGAGGGGUGAAGAAAGUGAUGUAUAUGCUUUAUUCCUAUGUUUUUGUACCGGUGCCAUCCAGUGUUCACUUGAACUCCCCAAAGUUGCUGAUCAAAUAGAGAAGAUUGUUCAUUCUGUGAAGUCUGAGUUCUUAAGCACCACUAUAAGUUGGACAGAAUAACUGAAGGUUGAUUGAGGGAUAUGAAAACGCCCACGUCUUCCUGGCAGCCUUGUCAGUCCAAUCCUGGAGCCACAGAUCUUUGCUCAUUGAGUAGUGUGAGGUUGCGGUGACCUCCAGGAAGUCCAGGCGUUGGGCAAACGUCAAUUUGUGUCGAUCUGUUUUUCCCAGGAAUCCAUUAAUGGAUUAUGCUGAUACCAUUGAUUUCAACUGUGGGAAAUGACUGGGGGGGCAUUCAAGAUGUGAUCGAUUCCAGAGAGUAAAAGCUGAGAUAGGAAAGGAAGUUCUGAAAGUGAACGUUUGCCAUUUCUCUCUGCAGGAAGGGUGGGUACUCAGCUCCCAAACGAUGAUGUGGUGAUCACAUCCGAAAUGGGUACAUUUCUCCUCAAACCUGCUUUUGUCAUAAGCUAAAGAUGUGCAGCAAUUCAGCUCUCUCUGUUUUGUGAAUUUAAAGGCACUUAAAGUAAUUUCCACCUGGUGUACUUGUCUGGUAAAAGAAGUAGAUUACUUGUAAUAAUGUUUAUAAAGUUCCCAUGGAUUAAACAAAUCCACCUGA